CCGCCGCUGCCGCCGCGACUUGAGGGGCGCGCGCCGAGCUCCGUCCGCGGCCGCCCCGCGACAGCGCAGCGCCCGCUCCGCUCCGCGCUCCGCUCCCGGCCCCGCCGGCCCCGCCGCCGGCACCGCCCCUCCGUGCGCCUCUCCGCAGGACAUUAAGAGUUCGAAGAAAGCUUUCAAAGGGGAGUUUUCUGGGAAGGAAAUCAUAUUUUUGUGGGGGUUUUUUAUAAUGAAGAAAACCAUCUGAAUUGCCUGAUGUUUCUGUGGUAAGGUAACUUGCAUUCUUGCAGCACAGGAGGAAUUCUUGCCUGCAUUACAAAUUUGGAAGAAACGUUAAAAAGCGAGAGUUGGAAAAUGGUUCUCUGAAAGAGGUGUGGAUGUAUCAGGAUGUAGCUACUGUACAAAGGUCAUACUUGGAUAAUUCUGGAUAGGAAAAAGCAUCCCUUUCCUGACCUCCUGAAGAGGCUGCAAUCCUUCGAGCCUCAGCAUAAUGAAUGGUUUCUAUCACGCGGCACUAAAGUUCCCUCCUCUGCCUACUACGCUGCACAGAAGAGUUUGUAAGAGUUACAAAGAAAGUAAUUCCUGCUAAAGGCAUUAAACCAAACAAAAGAGGCUCUUCAUUCACAGACUUUACAUGAGGACAAAAAUAGAAGGAAGCUGAAGCUUUUCUACACUGGGGCCUGGUGUGCUUAUGUACCAUGAUAAAUCUUGGUUGGAAUGCUCAUUGAGAAUCGUGCCAGGAGCCAGGAAACACACACCACCAACAAGGACCAUCUGAGUAAACACCAUCGAGAAAAAACUGCUUCAUGGAGUAAACUGUAAGAGUGACUGAGCAGAAAGACAUCCCUUUACUGGAUAUCCUCAAGCACAAAAUUUACUCAUACCUUUAAAUACGAUUGUUGAAGAUCAGAACUGUAUAGAAAUCUCAUCAUUCCUGACCAUGAUUAGUGUUACCUGGAGCAUCUUCCUAGUUUGGACUAAAAUAGGGCUGUUACUUGACAUGGCACCUUAUUCUGUUAGUGCCAAACCAUGCCCUUCAGUAUGUCGCUGUGAUAUGGGUUUCAUAUAUUGUAAUGAUCGCGAUUUGACGUCUAUUCCUACAGGAAUCCCAGAGGAUGCAACUACCCUCUUCCUUCAGAACAAUCAAAUAAAUAAUGCUGGGAUUCCUUCAGAACUGAAGAACUUGCUUAGGGUGGAAAGAAUAUAUUUAUACCGCAACAGCCUAGAUGAAUUCCCCACUAACCUCCCUAAGUACAUUAAGGAACUGCAUUUGCAGGAGAACAAUAUAAGGACCAUUACUUAUGAUUCACUUUCAAAAAUUCCUUAUCUGGAAGAACUGCAUUUGGAUGAUAAUUCUGUUUCCGCUGUUAGCAUUGAGGAUGGAGCUUUCCGGGACAACAUCUAUCUCAGACUUCUUUUUCUUUCCCGAAAUCACCUUAGCACCAUUCCCUGGGGUUUGCCUAAAACCAUAGAAGAGCUACGCUUGGAUGAUAAUCGUAUUUCCACAAUUUCUGAGCUGUCCCUUCAAGACCUUACAAAUCUAAAACGCCUUGUUUUAGAUGGAAAUCUUCUAAAUAAUCAUGGAUUAGGAGACAAAGUCUUCAUGAAUCUAGUCAAUCUUACAGAAUUGUCAUUGGUUCGCAAUUCACUCACAGCUGCACCGGUGAAUUUGCCGGGAACAAACCUAAGAAAGCUUUAUCUCCAAGAAAACCACAUCAACCGUGUGCCACCCAACGCUUUCUCUUACUUACGGCAAUUGUAUCGACUAGAUAUGUCCAAUAAUAAUCUCAGCAAUUUACCUCAGGGUGUCUUUGAUGAUCUGGACAACAUCACUCAACUGUUCCUUCGCAACAACCCUUGGCACUGCGGGUGCAAAAUGAAAUGGGUACGUGACUGGUUACAGUCAUUGCCUUUGAAAGUGAACGUACGUGGACUGAUGUGUCAGGCACCAGAAAAAGUACGUGGCAUGGCUAUCAAAGACCUCAGUGCAGACCUGUUUGACUGUAAGGAUGAUAGCGUGAUAAGCACCAUCCAAAUCACUACUGCAGUACCAAACACAUUAUACCCGGCCCAGGGACACUGGCCCAUUUCCGUGACCAAACAACCAGACAUCAAGACUCCCAACCUAAACAAAAACUACAGAACCACAGCAAGCCCGGUACGCAAAAUCAUUACAAUAUUUGUGAAAUCCGUAAGCACAGAGACUAUUCACAUCUCCUGGAAAGUUGCACUACCAAUGACUGCUUUGAGACUCAGCUGGCUCAAGAUGGGUCACAGCCCUGCCUUUGGAUCUAUAACUGAAACAAUAGUUACAGGUGACAGAAACGACUAUUUGCUCACAGCUCUUGAACCAGAGUCACCAUACCGUGUGUGCAUGGUUCCCAUGGAAACCAGCAACAUCUAUCUCUCCGAUGAAACACCCGAAUGCAUUGAGACCGAGACGGCGCCUCUUAAGAUGUACAACCCUACCACCACCCUCAAUCGGGAGCAGGAGAAAGAACCUUACAAAAACUCCAGCUUGCCCCUGGCCGCCAUCAUCGGCGGUGCGGUGGCGCUGGUGGCCAUAGGGCUGCUGGCCCUGGUCUGCUGGUACAUCCACAGAAACGGGUCCCUGUUCUCCCGGAACUGCACCUACAGCAAGGGACGCCGGAGAAAAGAUGACUAUGCCGAAGCGGGAACCAAGAAAGAUAACUCCAUCCUGGAAAUCAGGGAGACUUCUUUCCAGAUGAUACCAAUAACCAGUGACCAAGUGUCCAAGGAGGAGUUUGUAAUACACACCAUUUUCCCACCUAACGGCAUGAAUCUGUACAAGAACAGCCACAGUGAAAGCAGUAGUAACAGGAGCUACAGAGACAGUGGUAUUCCAGAUUCAGAUCAUUCACACUCAUGAUACUGAGGGACAUGAAAGACUGGUUUGGGUUUUGUUGGGUUUUCUGGGUUUGUUUUGUUUUUUAAAGAAAACAAGAAAAGACUGACUUAACAGUUGCUGUUCUACUGCAAAACACUGGAUUAAAAGACUGACAAAGCAAUGUACUGUACAUUUGCCAUAUAAUUUAUAUUUAAGAACUUUUUAUUAAAAGUUUCAAAUUUCAGGCUACUGCUGCGAUUAAUGUAGUGGGGAUACCUGACCACAAUUCUAUAUUUUAGUAUUUUUUAGUAAUUUGUACUGUAUUUUCCUUGCUAAUAUUGAAGUUACAGACCAUUUAACUUUUGUGUUCUACUGAGUAAGAUGACUUGUUGACUGUGAAAGUGAAUUUUCUUGCCGUGUUGAGCAGUCAGAACAUUCAUCUGAGAUCCUUGUAAGUGUAAGCACAGACCAUUUUUCACUUUGGUAUCAAUAAAAUAAUGUUGAACCUGGCAAAUCAGGAAGAUCAAAAAGUGGUUACAAAAGCUCACAGAACUUCCAGUGUUGGGUCUAUUAAAUCUGUAAACCACAACAAUAUUCAAUAAACAAAAAUAUGUGUAGUAAUGGGCAAUAUCAGCUGUCUGGAUAUAUCCAUUCAACAGUGGUGAAAUCCAGUUUAAAUGAGAAUAAGCAAAUUGAUGACAUGCAUGAAACUGCAGCUUUUGGCAAGUGUUAAAAAAAAUCUAAUCCCUAGAGGAAAACAUAAUCAAAUUCCUAACAAGGAAUUAAAAAAAAAAAAAAAAAGGAAAGAAAAAGUGGUAAGCUCUUCAAACCAAGAGGGUAGAUACAGUUUAGGAAUAGAUUUUUGGUUAUCAAAAUCAGUGGUCUGUAUAUUACAGAGAAAAUAGUGAUGGAUGCUCACAGGCAUUUGGGAGACAAGGGCAGGAAGACAGAGACAACACUUAGAAACUGCUUGGAAAAGAAAAAGGGCUGAAAGUGCAGUUUCACAAGAAAAGAGAGCAGGACAAAACCCAAGGCAAUAAAAGCAAGGUCUCAAAAACUGUGGUCCCAAAGGUGAGCAGACAAAUGGGGAAUGCAUUCUGAAGCAUAUACGAGUCUGUGUUCAGUAUACUGCUGUUACAGUCAGGAAUACUGCCCAUUACUGUCACGGUUAUCCAGAAAUUCCUUGGUAAAUCUGUAAGGUAACAUGUUUCUUUCUGCCUUCCUGCUGAACUAUGAGCUAUUUCAUGUUUAAACACCAAGCCACUCUUUGUUGCAAUAAUCAUUCUGUUUCUUCAACUAAAAACCAAAGUGCUUUGUACGCCCUUUGGCCAGUCUUGUGUGUGCCUUGAUCCAACGCUACAUGUAUCAAGCUUUUAAAAACUAAGAAAAAAGGAAAUAAUAAAAUACCCACUUUUUCAUACAUAACUUAACUAUGAAAAAUACUGGUCUUAUUCAUGAAUGAAGUUGAAAAACUACUUCAAAAUGAUGUUGCACCUCUGCAGUGCACUGAUAAGAAACCCACUCAGAAGCUACUACUUUUCUGGUCAUGAGCUUCACCUCUCUGUUCAGGUUAACAGUAUUACACUUGCAGGUUUUCUUCAUUAUUAACUACUUGGAAAAAAAGUUUUCACAGCAGUGAACAGUGUGAACAAUGAAAGGGAGGGAAGGUAUGGAGUUAAAGCCCUCUGAAAUACAGUUUUUAAAAGAAACAGCAAAUGAGAAAUAUUUAAUAUUUCAGACUAUCUCAGACAAGAAGGAAAGUACACCAAAUGCAGCUCAGUUCUAUGAGGAUUUUAGUAGUGCUUGGCCUGUUUCCCUAAGAGUAGUAAAGAAUGAGAGAUGAAAAGAAGGAAGAGUGACCAACACUGAUGGUUUCAGCAAGCAGCCUGCAAAUCAAUCUCCUACCAGGGAUCCAUCUAGGUGUGCAGAUCCAGAAUUUCUAGUAAUACACAUUUUUUCAUCCUCAUUUUCCAGAUGUGCCCAGGCUAGUUCCUCUCCAAACUCCCUGUACCAUGGAAUUGUUGACAUGUCACUUUCAAAAAUGUCUCCUGCAGUUUCCUGAGCAGUGGAGGCGCAGCACUGUGCUUCCUUACUGACCUUAUACAAACCAUGUCUCCUGUGCAUGGAGCAUUGAAUGGAUCCAUGGAAAGGGGAGUGAGUGUAACACUAAACAGUGAUGUGCUCAGCUCAGUGGAAUGCACCAAACAAGACUGUUUUGCUCUGGUGUCCAUCUGUGUCCAUUGGCACCAUCAGGUGCCAAUCUAGGGAAGGGCAAGAAAGCCAAGACUGAGCAUGUGGAGCCUUAUUAUGUUGAUGUGCAAAAAGCUUCCCAAGCAGUGAGCGGAAAAGGAAAACGACACAGAGGGACUGGGUGGACCUGUUCUUGGUCUGCACUCUCACAGGGCAUCCCUGAUAUCUGAGCUCACUUAGUGACUGGGUCACUGGCCAGAGAGCCUAGUUCUUUGCCAGCAGCUCUCCAGUAACAAAAUUAAACAGGUUUUGCUGGAUUUUCAAGCUAUUUAAAAACCUCUCUCCCAGUUGGCUCCAAAUUUAUAUUGUGAAAAAGGUAAAAAACAACACUCCAUGAGUACUUUGCCUUCUGAGGUAUCUAAGCUAGAAGUGCCUGGUAAUGGUAUGUACCAACUCCAGUCAUGCCACGAAAGGUCAUAAGGGUAUAAAAAAAAUUGACAUUUGAAGAGAUAAUUGUAUGACAGUCUUCAGAAAUGUGACUUUUCAUGUGACAUUGUUGUCUGUGAGGCAGUAGGGUACAAAUCCAAAGCAACUUCAGUAAAUCAACCCAGCUGUUCGUACUUCACUUUCUACCAGCAAGAGUAAAAACCUGGACAGGGCUCUGUCUUCCUCAGGAAACCAGGUCAGGCUUGCAGGAGAGCUGGUGUCCUCUUACCACAUGUGAUGACAAUGCAGAAAUGGCACACUGGAGUGUACAAGACCUUCCUCGGGUUCUACAGCAAAUUUAACUCCACACAUGUAAUGUUAAAAUUAAUUUGGCAAGUGAAAGACUGCUUUCAAACUAAACUGUGCUUUUUCCUUUGGCUGUUCAUACAAAUUUCUAUUCCUCUCCAUGUCAGGACCAUCUCUUCAAGACUGCUGCUUAUCCUAGUGCUGCAGUUGCUGCAUGCAAUGCUCCCCAGCACCAUCAUAAAUCCCUUCUGUUAGACAGGUAUAUGCGCAGGCAAAGCGGAUUACUACAGUAGGCAGUUUAUUCAACACGUUUAUCAAAAUAACUAAUCCACAUUAAAUUUAUCUCAGUUUUCAAAGUCCAUGUUAUUUCUGUGUACUGUUCAAUAUUAAUUGUGGAGCAAGGCAUGGGAUUUUUUUCAAUGUUGCCUGAACCUAUGUGUAGAGUUCACUUGAUCAGUACUCUCCAUAUUCAAAUAGUAUGCUAAGUAUCUUUUACAUUCUUUAUAUUGUCCCCUAUUUUAAUUUAUAUUGCUGUCCUGAAUUGCCCACAGUUUUGUUUUAACCUGAAAACCGUCCCCAUAAAUACCCUGGUACUUUGGAAACUGGAUUAAUUUUGUCUCAUCUUGGCACCUUCAAGAACUAAGUCCAGAAGUUGGACUCAAUGAUCCUGAUGAGUCCUUUGAACUCAGUAUAUUCUAUGAUUCUGUGAGAAACUUGCUUCAUUUAUAAGCUGUUAUUUCCUAGCUUUCUACCAGAGCCUGAUGUGCAGCAACUGUUGGAGUUUUUUGAUUGUUUUUUUGAUUCUGGCUUUAACAGUACCAAAUUCAAAGUAUUAUGGUCUUGGAACACAGUUUCCAUCUCUCCUGCUAAUGCACUAGUGAGCAUGCAAGCUAUCUUGUGCCAAUGCUGUACAUAUUGAAUGUAGAGCAGCAAAUGCAAUAAAGCAAGAGCAAAAGUAAUAAAGGCUUAUUUGCUAUUAAAAUAAUUUACUGAUGACAUAAUGCACUAAAGAAUAUAUAUAGACUUCCCUGCUAAGAGGAUGAAAUUUUGCACAUUCACCUGCAGCUAAAGUUGGAUAAGAUCUUCACAAGUGAGCUGGCAGAUGUCAUCUCUCUGGAUAUUUCCAUGUUUGUUUGAGAUAGUUUUGGGCAGAACCAUAAUUCAAACAGGCACCCUCCACUUUCAAAACACCUUAACCUUACUUCCAAAUCCAUAUAUUGUGUCAGCAUCACCUUGGGUCUGAUCUUUGUUUAAUUAACUGUUUCUUUACUGAUACCAGAACAGCCAGAGCUUCAAGCCAUGGUCCAGCACUUAACUAUGAGUGAUUUUUUUUUUCAAAGCAUGAAGUUACUUCAUACCUGAGGAAUUUUCAUCUUCCAAGCUAGCCCAGAGUGGUUCCAUCAGAGAGAACAAGCUCACUGACUGAAUUCACACAUCAGAAUUUUACGUUUUUUCUUUGCAAGUGAAUUUAAUUUUGGGGUGAGGGAUAAGAGUCCCACCCUUGUGAUGAAAUUAGAGCUUUUUCAAGAACUCUGAAGGUACAACCAUGACACAGGUAUUAAAUUCUGGACGCAAUUGUUAUAAAAGUUUUUACUUUUAGUAAACAUGAAUGUUUGAUUUAGUAGUUAUUUCAUCAAAUCAUUUCCUGCUCCUCUCAAAAAACCAAGAUAAAAGCAGAACAUGGAUCUCAGUUUCUAAAAAGGUGGCAAAGCAGAUGCUCAAAACAAGCAUCACCUUGUGUUCUCAGCACAGGACAUCAAGUAAGAUACUCACAGCAUGGCAGUCUUUAAGUGAUACCUGAGGAACAUUUCUCCCCUGGGGGGAAACCAAAACACUUCAAAGGGGUGUUAAAUAAACAUUCUCUGGAUUUUUGAUGGUCAAAGGCAAAGGCAUACAACACACAUUUUGGCAACCACGCAAAUGUCCGUCGUGCAUGGACAUCAUAAACGCCCUAUGCCUGAAACCUGCAGAUGAGGACUGCAGAUGUGAAUUUCCCACCUUCAA
Poecile atricapillus (Black-capped chickadee) is the source of this 7771-nucleotide messenger RNA. It is a transcript of the gene FLRT3, whose product is annotated as fibronectin leucine rich transmembrane protein 3. Bases 938 to 2887 code for a protein of 649 amino acids. The record is from RefSeq and is a predicted model, not a curated record. Gene Ontology annotation, molecular function: protein binding. The transcript is spliced from 3 exons. NCBI's taxonomy places the organism in Eukaryota, Metazoa, Chordata, Aves, Passeriformes, Paridae.